Ceraceosorus bombacis is the source of this 1913-nucleotide messenger RNA. The record is from the annotation of a GenBank genome assembly. NCBI's taxonomy places the organism in Eukaryota, Fungi, Basidiomycota, Exobasidiomycetes, Ceraceosorales, Ceraceosoraceae.
AUGCCUUGGAGUCCCCUUCAUCGCGCAUCUUUGCUCCUCUUGCUGUCAUGUGCACUCACCACUUUUUCAGGAGUGCUCGGUGCCGGGAAGCAUCAAGCGUGUCAAGAGAAGGGCGGCACUGAUUUGGCUCAGUGUCCCAAAGGAACGGUCGUCGUACACAACUCGACCGAACUGACGGCCGCUCUGGCUGGUACAGCACCGGUGAUUCUCAUCUCUCAGCGCGACAUCGAAUCCAGCGGCUACGUCAACUUCGAUGCCAAGUACGCGGUCAAGCGUUCCGUCACGCUGCUAGGAGAGUUGAUCUGGACCGAAGAAGCGGGCAAAGCUGCGCGGUUCACUUGGCCCGUCAUUCACGCUGCACCGACGGACGAGACGCCCGUCUUUAGUUUUGACGCCCAAGGCAAGACGAUUGCCAUUCACGACGUCGAAGUGUGGAAUCAGAGGGACACGGAAGCUAUCAAUGCAACGCCCGUCAAGCGAGACCUUCCUACCGGGCAGUCUAACGCUAACGGUGCCCCGACUGGCGAACCAACUUCGACGCCCAACGCAAAUGCUAAUGCCACUCCAAAUGCAGACGGCAAAACGGACGGCAAGACGAGCACAAACGCAAAUGGCAAUGCCACUCCCAACGCGGAUGGCAAAACGGACGGCAAGACGAGCACGAACGCAGGUGGCAAUGCCGGACUGAAUGCGGACGGCAAGACUAAUGCGAACGCUGGAGGCGAUCCAAACGCUUCGAAAGCCAUCACCGCUCCGAACACCGCUCCGAAUACCAGUUCCAACGGCAACAAGCCCGCUCCGGGUGCUGCACUGACCGACAAGCCCGGCGAGAAGGGCGCCGCUCCAUCCGCCAAUGCCGAUCUUCCUCAUAUUGGCCCGAGCUUCUUCGUUGCGCAGGGCACCAAGGUGUUGUUCUCCAACACCUGGGCCAUAGCAUGGAGGCACACCGUCAGGUGUGACGGCGAAUGCUUCUGGCUUGCGGGACUGGUUGCUGGUUGGCAAGACACUCUUGUCGGUGAGUCGUGUGGCCCUGCCCUACGUACGCCCAGCCGCCUCGAUUUGAGGCAAGUGAGAAACGCUGACUACAAGUUCACCUCGCGACGGCUCCAGGAAGCGGAAAGAUGUUCAUGUGGCAGCCUAUGAUCUCAGCCCGAAGGGCAGGCACCAUCGCCGCAUGGUCUGGAAACCGCGGAGGUGCUCUGGCCGUCAAUCAAGCAAUGAUUGGCGGUGAAGGCGGCGCUGAGAGCGUCAUCGGCAAAGGCACCGUUCCCGCAGCUAGGCCCUGGGACUCGAUGGCAAGGACCGCAUUCCUCGAUAGCGAGUACAUGGACGACUCCCUCGACCCCAAAAUGUGGAACAGCAAAGGCGUCUCGACCAGUUUCGUCGUAGGCAAAACACAAUUCUACCACUUGGGCAUGUUUGGUGUUGGGUUCAACGAGACGCUCGUCGAUUGGACCAUGGAUGGCACCAACUGGCUGCUUCAGAACAAGAAAGGCGGCAUACUCUACUACCAGGACCGAGCUCGCUUUUUUGGCUCGGACUGGCCCAAGCAAGAUCCGGUCGCCGACAUUGGUGAGGAAGAAUGGGCAGAGGUAGACGACAAAUGCUACUGGCGCACGGUUCAGAAUGUCAAGUAUUGGGCAAACAAGAAGGCACCUUGGACUUGCCCAGCUUCGUCUAAGGGCGCUACGAGUGUCAAGCCUGCCGUGAAAGCGUCAAGUCCUACGAAGGCGAAGCGCAGCGUCAAGCCGCCAAAAGGGUCUUACAUUCACACGACGAAACUCACGCAGUUGAGCAAAGGCACUCGUCCGCUCAAAGUCUUGCACAAGCACACACAUCACCGUCGCAGUAUUGAGGAACACAAGCCAGCUUUCCAGCGUCGUCGUGCUACGUCCCAAAGCACGCCUGCCUAG